AUGUCUGACAGUCUGGAUAAUGAAGAAAAACCCCCAGCUCCCCCAAUGAGGAUGAAUAGCAACAAUCGGGAUUCUUCAGCACUCAACCACAGCACCAAACCACUUCCCAUGGCUCCAGAAGAGAAGAACAAGAAAGCCAGGCUACGCUCUAUCUUCCCAGGAGGAGGGGAUAAAACCAAUAAGAAGAAAGAGAAAGAGCGCCCAGAGAUAUCUCUUCCUUCAGACUUUGAGCAUACGAUUCAUGUGGGGUUUGAUGCAGUCACCGGGGAAUUCACUAACUCCCCUUUCCAGACCUCUAGACCUGUGACGGUCGCUUCAAGUCAAUCAGAGGGAAAAAUGCCAGAUCUCUAUGGCUCACAGAUGUGCCCAGGGAAGCUCCCAGAGGGAAUUCCUGAGCAGUGGGCACGAUUACUCCAAACCUCGAACAUAACAAAAUUGGAACAGAAGAAGAACCCACAAGCUGUUCUAGAUGUUCUCAAAUUCUAUGAUUCCAAAGAAACAGUCAACAACCAGAAGUAUAUGAGCUUUACAUCAGGAGAUAAAAGUGCACAUGGAUACAUAGCAGCGCAUGCUUCAAGUACAAAAACAGCAUCAGAGCCUCCUUUGGCUCCUCCUGUAUCUGAAGAGGAAGAUGAAGAAGAGGAGGAAGAAGAAGAUGACAAUGAGCCCCCACCAGUUAUUGCACCAAGACCAGAGCAUACAAAAUCGAUCUAUACUCGUUCUGUGGUUGAAUCCAUUGCUUCACCAGCAGCACCAAAUAAAGAAGUUACACCACCAUCUGCUGAGAAUGCCAAUUCCAGUACUUUGUAUAGAAAUACAGAUCGGCAAAGGAAAAAAUCCAAGAUGACAGAUGAGGAGAUUCUAGAGAAACUAAGAAGCAUUGUGAGUGUUGGCGACCCAAAGAAAAAAUAUACAAGAUUUGAAAAAAUUGGUCAAGGGGCAUCAGGUACUGUGUACACAGCACUAGAUAUUGCAACAGGACAAGAGGUGGCUAUAAAACAGAUGAACCUUCAGCAGCAACCCAAAAAGGAAUUAAUUAUUAAUGAAAUUCUGGUCAUGAGGGAAAAUAAGAACCCUAACAUUGUUAACUAUUUAGACAGCUACUUAGUAGGCGAUGAACUGUGGGUAGUCAUGGAAUACUUGGCUGGUGGCUCUUUAACUGAUGUGGUCACAGAGACUUGUAUGGAUGAAGGACAGAUAGCAGCAGUCUGCAGAGAGUGCCUCCAAGCUUUGGAUUUCUUGCACUCAAACCAAGUAAUCCAUAGAGACAUAAAGAGUGACAAUAUUCUUCUCGGGAUGGACGGUUCUGUUAAAUUGACUGACUUUGGGUUCUGUGCCCAGAUCACUCCUGAGCAAAGUAAACGAAGCACUAUGGUGGGAACACCCUAUUGGAUGGCACCAGAGGUGGUAACUCGAAAAGCUUAUGGUCCAAAAGUUGAUAUCUGGUCUCUGGGAAUUAUGGCAAUUGAAAUGGUGGAAGGUGAACCCCCUUACCUUAAUGAAAAUCCACUCAGGGCAUUAUAUCUGAUAGCCACUAAUGGAACCCCAGAGCUCCAGAAUCCUGAGAGAUUGUCAGCUGUAUUCCGUGACUUUUUAAAUCGCUGUCUUGAGAUGGAUGUGGAUAGGCGAGGAUCUGCCAAGGAGCUUUUGCAGCAUCCAUUUUUAAAAUUAGCCAAGCCUCUCUCCAGCCUGACUCCUCUGAUUAUUGCUGCAAAGGAAGCAAUUAAGAACAGCAGCCGCUAGGACUUCAAGCCUUACCCUCUCCAUCUCCUUCAUGAGUAAGACUGAAAUAGAACUGCUGCAGGAAAGAUGAAGACAAGACAGUCAAAGGGGGUGGGGA
Molecule: messenger RNA, 1840 nt
Organism: Dipodomys spectabilis (banner-tailed kangaroo rat)
Lineage: Eukaryota; Metazoa; Chordata; Mammalia; Rodentia; Heteromyidae
Gene: Pak3
Product: p21 (RAC1) activated kinase 3
Exons: 16
Coding region: 1-1743 (580 amino acids)
Biological process (GO): regulation of actin cytoskeleton organization; intracellular signal transduction; protein phosphorylation
Cellular component (GO): cytoplasm
Molecular function (GO): ATP binding; protein serine/threonine kinase activity
Source: RefSeq, a predicted model, not a curated record